AUGGAGACUCACAAGAACACAAAAGUACCGAAUUUUUAUUCAUCACAAUUAAUUAAGAUGAACAACAAUACUUUUCGUAAUAAUAUUAGGAGAUAUAUUUUAGGAGAUGACGAGGAUACUGGUAUGGAUAUUGACAUAGAUAUUGAUAAAUUUGAGAUUACGAAAUUUGACUACAGAAAACUAUUCGAUAAGAGAGCGAUUCAGAAUGUGAGCUAUCAAGAAAUUUUACGCAAAAUGUUUGAAAUUGAGAAUGUAUUUGACUUAGAUAUGGAUCAUGUGAGGCAUUAUAAAGAUCAUCCAGAUAAAUGGAAAGAAUUAUUUAUUUUCUUCUGUGUUAUGCCAUUCACGGAGUACGAGUUCCAAGGCAAAGAUGGAAAUUUGUUGAAUCCCGAUACUCUUCAUAUUGCUUGUCCGAGUGAUGCUACAGACAACCUUCUAAUUGGAACCUUUUCAGAUAUAGAAUUUGAAUCACUGAACCAAGAAAUAUUGGAAGAUAGACUUGCUGCUAAUUUGCAGUGUAUUUUGAAAACUGACCUAUUCUCUAAUACUUUUAGCGAAGAUCAAAGAAAAAAAUUAAUUACAAAUUUGCUCUAUGUUGGUUUUCAAUCAAAGCAUAAACUUGUUAAACAUAUUGGGUCGAAGGCUGAAGCAACUUACAGAGAUAAUUUUCUGAUAUAUUUGUUUCAACCCAUAAGUGACUAUGUUUCAGCUUUAUUAGGCUUUGAAAUAGAAGUUGAAGAGAGAAAUACAGUUGGUCAGACAGGAGUGCAAACCAGAGUACCUCACACAACAAAUGAUUUAUUUUAUUCUCAUCCGGAUAUUGUAGCUUAUACGGAGAAAAUACAUUGCCGAUCAUUAGCUAUUGUGGAGGUCAAAAAAUUACCACUUUUGAAGGGAAACAAAGUGAUAAACUUUAAUGAUUCAAAAAUGGUUAGAUUCUUCGUUCAAGUUGUCGCGGAAAUGUUUUCUAACCACACUAACAAAGGCAUGCUAACAGACUCUUAUAUAACAAUAUUGGUUGAAAUAGAUAUCGAGAGGAGUUUGGAGGCAAUAAAGCAUAGUACAGAGCUUUUGGAUUCCAGCAAGCACAUAGCUCUCAAUUAUAAGAUCUUGGAUUGUCACUCGUCGGGACUUACUUUGAGAGGUGGACUCAUUUCAUUUAUCUAUGAGGCAUUCAAUGUGAAUGAAAUUCGCUUAAAUGAGGUUAAGAGAGGAUUAGAAGAGAUCUAUAAGUAUAUUCGUAAGACAGACGAAGAAUACUUGACUUAUAUUGAUGGACUAGCCGACAAAUAUGAAGCAGCUUAUAGAAAUUUCUGUAUCGAUGCUUAUAGGACUAAAGAGCAACGCCUUUACCUUUCUGAUACAAGUAUAAGUCUUGGAAAGUUUGAGAAAAUUGAUGUGCAAAGUGGGUUUAGUUUCAAUUCUCAACUUUUCAUAGUAGAUAUUAAAGAGAUAAAAGAUUAUUUAAGAGAAAAUAUUGGGAUAGGCGACAAAUUGAUUGUUAAGAUCUUUGAUCCAAUCAAGGCCAAGAGAAAACAUGAUAGUUAUACGGUCGACAAAACUGAUAUUUUCGGCAAAUGCCGAAGAGCAUAUCUGUGUGAGAAGACAGCCUAUGAAAAGCUAAUAACUAAUCUAAAAUUUAACAGCAUUUACAUUGAUCAGCAAUGUGUUUUUGGUAAGUUUAAUAUCGCCGAACACUACCACGCUUUGGGACCAUUUCUCAUAUUAAAGUAUUUGGGUCAAACGAAAUGUCCAUUGGACGAGGAAACUUAUAAAAAGGCUGAAGAACAAUUAGAAAUAAUCCACUAUAAUGGGAUAAUACACGGGGACAUUAAUUUGAGAAAUAUUCUCUAUUACAAAGGGAAAGUCUAUUUUAUCGAUUUUGGGUAUUCUAAUUAUGAUGAUAACGACGAAAAGCGUUCUGGGCCUGUAACUGCUAAUGAAGAGACUAAGAAGAGUGAACACAGAGAAUUGUGCGAUGUAUUUGAACAGCCUAUUCCAGAAAAAUAUAGAUAUUAG
Debaryomyces hansenii CBS767 is the source of this 2019-nucleotide messenger RNA. RefSeq names its product DEHA2D19382p. The transcript has a single exon. The record is from RefSeq and is a predicted model, not a curated record. The coding region runs from base 1 to 2019 and encodes 672 amino acids. Lineage: Eukaryota; Fungi; Ascomycota; Pichiomycetes; Serinales; Debaryomycetaceae.